Messenger RNA from Daldinia decipiens, 2523 nucleotides. RefSeq names its product threonine dehydratase I. The transcript has 2 exons. Gene Ontology annotation, molecular function: pyridoxal phosphate binding; threonine deaminase activity. Lineage: Eukaryota; Fungi; Ascomycota; Sordariomycetes; Xylariales; Hypoxylaceae. Gene Ontology annotation, biological process: L-threonine catabolic process. Bases 548 to 2278 code for a protein of 576 amino acids. The record is from RefSeq and is a predicted model, not a curated record.
CAGGCACCUGGAGUAGUUAGCUCUUAAGGCUAUGCCCGAAUUUAUGAGGGUUAUUAUUACAGGCUCCCUCCUUCGAAAUAGGAAGUUCGUUUAUGCGUAGCUUUUUAAAGCUUUUCAUUGGGGUAUCUUUUAAAUAUGAAUAGAUUUUACCAAGUUUCUACUUCCAUCUUCUUCUCAAAUUAUGUAUCUUUUUGCUUCCGAGUCCUCUUUUUAGGUGUUGAGCCGUGGGUGAGGGUACUGAGGGUGCUGAGGAUAUUGAGGAUAUUGUUUUCGAGCGUCUCGAAAAUGUUAAGGGUUCUGAGCCUACCGGUGCCUGAUUAAGGUAGGUACAAUACAAUACCUAUUACAACAAGCAUCAGGAUUAGGUGGGUAAGGACCCCGCUAGAGCUCCUGCAUGGUAAGCUCCAAUCGACACAAGGGAGUGCCCCACUAUCAGAAGUCUAAAUCUAAAAUCAUUUUGGUGCUGGACACAAUUUAUUAUAAUCAUGUCUUACUCUCCCUUGUUUUGUUGAUACCGUAGAAGUUGCUGGUAUUAAAGUAUUUCAAUAUGCCUGGAACAACAGUUGAUCCAAUUGAUAUUGAAGUAGCCGAAAGAGCCAGGAACGGAACUGACAGUCUUCGACCACGAACCCCUUCGCCGUCAGGUCUGUCUCUUACAGAAUACAGUGCAAACCCCUCGCCGCCAUCGGAGCGUAGACAAAAAGAUGUCAUUCCUCAGGAAUUUCUCUUGCCCAAUGGGCAUCCCGAUUAUCUCCGCCUGAUUCUUACCUCGAGAGUAUACGAAGCGUGCAAAGAGACAUCUCUCACGCAUGCUACGAACCUCUCGAACAGACUCGAAUGCAAUGUCUUACUCAAGAGAGAAGACGAGCAGCCUGUCUUCAGCUUCAAGCUGCGAGGCGCCUACAACAAGAUGGCCCAUCUCGAUCGAAGCCAGAGCUGGAAGGGUGUAGUUGCUUGCAGUGCCGGAAAUCACGCCCAGGGAGUAGCCUACUCUGCUAGAUUACUCAAGAUACCAGCAACUAUCGUUAUGCCCUCAGGAACGCCGAGUAUCAAGCAUAGAAAUGUUUCAAGAUUAGGCGGUGCCGUGGUGCUUCACGGUCAAGACUUCGACGCUGCCAAAGAGGAAUGCGCGAGAUUGGAAAAGCAACACGGCCUGAUCAACAUACCACCUUUCGACGACCCUUAUGUCAUCGCUGGACAGGGAACCAUAGGAGUGGAGCUGCUACGGCAGACAAACAUCCAGAAACUCCAAGCAAUAUUCUGUUGCGUAGGUGGAGGCGGCCUUAUCGCAGGCAUUGGUGUUUACGUUAAACGCAUUGCACCACACGUUAAGAUAAUUGGAGUCGAGGCUGAGGAUGCGAAUGCCAUGGUCCAGUCCUUGCGGGAAGGCAAGCGCGUGGUUCUAAAGGAAGUGGGCUUGUUCGCCGAUGGCGCGGCGGUUAGGACAGUCGGCGAAGAAACCUUUAGGAUAUGUCAAGAAGUGAUCGACGAGAUUGUCGAAGUGAAUACCGACGAGACUUGCGCUGCCAUCAAAGAUGUGUUCGAAGAAUCUCGUUCUAUCGUAGAGCCAGCAGGCGCGCUAGCUCUUGCUGGAUUGAAGAAGUGGGUGUCAGCAAAUCCGUCCAGCAACCCGAAUCGAUCCGUCAUAGCCAUCACAAGCGGUGCGAACAUGAACUUUGACCGGCUGCGCUUCGUGGCCGAGCGCGCUACUCUCGGCGAGGGUAAAGAGGCCUUACUCCAUGUUAGCAUCCCGGAGAGGCCGGGGUCGUUCGCCGAACUGAUCAAACACGUUAUGCCGCAUGCUGUGACAGAGUUCUCCUACCGCUACGCAACUAAUGAGAUUGCCAACAUUUUAGUUGGUAUAUCAUUGACAGGUGGAGCAGCAGGACGAGACCAGGAGCUCCAGGACCUUAUAGACCGAAUUAGCCGUGCGGGCAUGACGGCCACAGACCUGUCAGGUGACGAGCUUGCCAAGUCACAUAUCCGUUACCUUGUGGGGGGCCGGUCAGACGUUGCAGAUGAGAGGUUGUACAUGUUUAACUUCCCCGAACGUCCCGGCGCCCUCGAGAAGUUCUUAAGAACUUUACAAUUGAGAUAUAACAUCAGCCUAUUUCAGUACAGAAACGGCGGCAGUGAUAUAGGUAAAAUAUUGACGGGCAUACAAUGCCCCGAAUCAGAAGUGACCGACUUAGAGAAGUCAUUCAAGAAGAUCGGGUACCCAUGGGAGGAUCGCACACAAAGUUCGAUUUUCAAGACGUUCUUGAGGAGCGAACAAUAGUUAAUUGGGAGCUAUAAGAUGCUACUAGCAAAUCGAGAAUAUGUGGGAUGGGCGAUGAGGGGAUAUAAUUACGAUUUCUUUUAGACCAAGGAAGUCAACCGGCAUACGCAAGUUACGAUACCUAAAGGAAGAUAGAUUUGAAUUUGUCCAUAAUGGAAAGGAGAGCGUUCUAAUCUAAUUCGACGUAAUAAACGUAGUCUGAGGAUUUGUGCCUUUAGAUACAUAUAUGGGAUGCAUACAUAAAU